Molecule: messenger RNA, 2700 nt
Organism: Patiria miniata (bat star)
Lineage: Eukaryota; Metazoa; Echinodermata; Asteroidea; Valvatida; Asterinidae
Gene: mfsd2a
Product: sodium-dependent lysophosphatidylcholine symporter 1-like
Exons: 14
Coding region: 57-1652 (531 amino acids)
Biological process (GO): carbohydrate transport
Cellular component (GO): membrane
Molecular function (GO): symporter activity
Source: RefSeq, a predicted model, not a curated record
ACAAGAAGAACUGGAACUGAAAUAUACAACAGAAAUAGAACUUGGAAAAAAACAUCAUGGCGGGAAGGGGGACUGACAUGACAGAAACGUAUUACGCAGAUGAGAGGACACCACUGAGACCUCGCAUCAGGAACCGACCGAGCCCAGGCCUCAAACUCUCCCUGAGAUCCAAGAUCUGCUACGGUCUGGGAGGCAUCCCCUACCAGCUCACCAACACCGUGCUGGGCUUCUACAUCAACGUGUUUCUGCUGGAAACCGCUAAGGUUCCACCCUUCUACACAAGUGCAAUCGUUCUGACUGGGAGGAUAUGGGACGCAAUGACAGAUCCGCUGAUUGGCUUCCUCGUGUUCAGAACCAAAAACAAACGAUUCGGUAAACUCAAACCAUGGAUGUUUAUGGCAACUCUCCCUGCUAUCGCCUGCUUUAUGUGUUUCUUCAUCUGCCCAGAGACUACCAAAUCUUACCUGAAACUUGCCUGGUAUCUUGUCUUCUACUGCCUCUUCCAAACGUUCCUCACGUUUUACCAGAUGCCCUUUGCCACACUCACGCUGUGCUUGACGGAUAACCAGGCCGAGCGAGACAAAGCCACAUCAUUCAGAAUGGGCUCGGAGGUACUGGGGAACCUUCUGGGGCAGCUCACCAUGGGUCUGUCGCUGGCGCUGUACCAGCUGCGACUGAGUACGAUUCCUCAGUGCCGAGACUUCAACGACACAUCCACACUAGCGCCCGAGGAAACAGAAGUUAAAGAUCAAGGGUAUCUGGUAGGUGCAGCCAUCCUUUGCUGCCAGUUCCUCAUUUGCGCCAUGUGUGUCAUUUUUGGGACCAAAGAAGUCAUGUCUCAGAAGAGACAGACCAAGUACGAGGAGUCAUUCGGCCAAGCUCUGAAGAAGGUCGUGACCUUUGGCCCCUGGCUCAAACACAUCGCGUUCCUCAUCCCGUUUGUCUUGGCCGUCAAUGCAAUGCAGGGAAAUUUCGUUCUGUACUCGCUCCACACCCUGGGAAUGAGGACCUACCAGCCAGCAAUCUUCCUCAUCUUACUCUCGGCUUUUCUGUUGAUGCCGGUUUGGCGCAAGUGUUUGAAGAAAUUCGGCAAGAAGCUGACGUUGUUUAUAGGCUUACUGCCUUCGGUUCCGCUGCUCGUGUGCUGGGGGAUGGUCCCGUAUGGUAUGACGUGGGUCCAGUACAUCAUGGCCAUUCUUAUGGGAAAUGUCAUUGCUAUUGUACAGCUAGUACCCUGGAGUAUGGUACCUGAUGUUAUCGACGAUUUCUUACUGAAGAAGAAGAGAGGGUACGAGACCAUCUUCUAUACAUUCUACAUCAUGAUCGUCAAGCUCGUGUCAGGAUUAUGCAUCGCCAUUACGACGAUCGUUCUCGGAGUCGUCGAGUUUAAGCCCGGGGUGUGUGACGUCACGGAAGAGGUCAGAUUUGCCCUACGGCUGUUGAUCACGUGCAUACCGGGCGGCUGCAUUCUGAUUGGUCUCUUCUUCCUCUACCUUUAUCCAAUCACGGAAGAGAUCCGCAAACAGAACCAGACCAUUCUCGAGAUUUGGAGGGAUGCUGGUGACGAGAAGAGACGACACACUAUGAAGCGCUCAACGGAGCAGCGGUUCCGAUCGAGGUCGAUAAGAACACCAACUAUGAGUUUCACUUAAUUGCAGUAACCAUUCAAAUCUGACGUGAAGAUGAUGCGAAAAAGUUAACUUGGCAGACACUGCCCAAGUUUUUCGAUUUUUAACACUUCAUUGAGCAUAAAUUAAAGGACAGAAUUGGUCAGACAGUCAACAAGAACUCAAUACCAGCAAAAUGUUAUCCUUUCAAAUUGUAUUAAUGAAAAAGGGUAUACAAUGUAUUUAUAUUAAAACCGAUUACAAAAUGUGGAUCGAAGAAAAUUCUUAAUGGGCUGAAUCUUCGUACAACAUAAAAGCAAUGCAAAAAAAAAAAUUUGUGUUUAUUGAAAUGCUUAUGUUGUUUUUGUUUAAUUCAUUUCAAAUAUAGUAAAAACAAGAACUAAACAUAGCAACAAUACAGGAAACGGACCAUAAUGUGAAUAAAAGCCUAUGAAUUUACACGUCAUGUUGAUGAACAUUGCUCGAAAUAGAAUUGCUUUGCUCAAAAAAUACAAGAGGUUUAAGAAUGUAAAUAAUCUUGAAACAUUCCGUUUUGUUUAAAGUUUAUUCAACGUUUUGUCAUGCUUGGCUUUGAGCCGAAUGAAAUAGUAUUUAAAUUGUGAACUGUAAAUACAUAAAACGUUUUAUAUGUCUCAUUGUCUUGUUAAUAAUAAAGUGGGAAAAUAAUUUGCGUCAUGAAUUUAUGGAUUCGUAUUACUAAACAAUGGACUUUUUCUUUGUAGCCGAACAACUUAUGAAAUCCUUAUUCUGUAAAGAAAGUUGAUGCGAAGUAAUGCUGCCGUGGUUCAAAGUUUUGUUUCAAAUGCUGAAAGAAUAAAUUCUUUCCGUUACAGUAAAGCAAUUUCAGCGCCCUAUAGCAUUACGUGGAAAAAAAACAGCUGUUCUAUUUUACAAAACGAUUUUAAAGAAAUAAAAUCUUUUACGAUUCUCGUUUGUAGGAGCAGAACACAUUUUUCGUGGGGCAUUUUUAGAUUACAGAAUUAAAAUUCUUUUGUGUAGAACGUACUCUGUUUCUUUGUCAGCAUAUCACAAUUGCAUAUACAUACUUUAUUGAUAAGGUUUUAUAGAAACA